CUGACAUCAUAGAUGUUGUCAAUGGAGCGUUGCAAAUAACGUGAGGGGGAGACAGAACUCUGAUAGAGACGGCCAUUCGUAUUGAAGCUUCACAGGGACUAUCAACAGGGAGUACAGCCGAUGCAAAAGGAAAAUUGGGGUAUGAGAGCCACCAGAAUCCGUUCCCAUCCUUCGCUGCCCGGGGCCCAGUCUGACUGACAUCCUUCGGAUCAGCAUUGCCACUGAACCACCUCUCGAAUAAACCUAAUAUCGUGUGAGUAGUGUACUGGGGAACCGACGAAACCAGGGGGGAAAGGGAACUUGAUUCGACCGAACCGGAGUCUUGUAUUCAGAGCGUCGCAGAGGGGGAGGGGCGAAUAGAUGGCUAUCACUGGAGAACAUAGGGAACACAUCGACAACAGCCACCCUCGAAGCAGCUUUACCCAUGCAGAGCAAGGGGAACAACUACUCCAAGUCUCAGAUGAACUUACAACACCAUGGAUCUGAGAGUGGGGAACAAGUACCGACUGGGACGGAAAAUAGGGAGUGGGUCCUUUGGAGACAUUUACCUUGGUGCCAACAUUGCCACGGGCGAAGAGGUGGCCAUUAAGCUGGAAUGUGUGAAGACCAAACACCCACAGCUGCACAUCGAGAGCAAGUUCUACAAGAUGAUGCAGGGAGGAGUGGGGAUUCCCUCGAUAAAGUGGUGCGGGGCAGAGGGAGACUACAACGUCAUGGUGAUGGAGCUCUUGGGCCCCAGUCUGGAAGACCUCUUCAACUUCUGUUCCCGCAAGUUCAGCCUCAAAACGGUGCUACUGCUGGCAGACCAGAUGAUCAGUCGCAUCGAGUACAUCCACUCCAAGAACUUCAUCCAUCGUGACGUCAAGCCCGACAACUUCCUCAUGGGGCUGGGGAAGAAGGGCAACCUGGUGUACAUCAUCGACUUUGGCUUGGCCAAGAAGUACAGAGACGCCCGCACACACCAGCACAUCCCCUACAGGGAGAACAAGAACCUGACGGGCACUGCACGCUACGCGUCCAUCAACACCCACCUGGGCAUCGAGCAGUCUCGGCGUGACGACCUGGAGUCUCUGGGAUAUGUCCUCAUGUACUUCAACCUGGGCUCUCUGCCCUGGCAAGGCCUCAAAGCUGCCACAAAGAGGCAGAAGUACGAACGCAUCAGCGAGAAAAAAAUGUCCACCCCCAUCGAGGUGCUCUGCAAAGGAUACCCCUCCGAGUUCUCCACCUACCUGAAUUUCUGCCGCUCUCUGCGCUUUGACGACAAGCCAGACUACUCAUACCUUCGGCAACUCUUCAGGAAUCUGUUCCACAGACAAGGCUUCUCCUAUGACUACGUAUUCGACUGGAACAUGCUCAAAUUUGGUGCCAGUAGGACAGCAGAAGACGGUGAGAGGAGGGGAGCUGACGAAAAGGACGAGCGUAUCGUAGGAGGCCCUCGGGGAUCUGCUGCACGGGGUCUCCCGCCAGGGCCAAACCCACCAGCUGCCAACAGAGUUAGGAAUGGACCUGAGCAGGCCAUCUCUAACCCUGCAUCACGGGUGCAGCAGUCUGGGAACACGUCGCCGCGGGCUAUCUCUCGCGCUGAGCGUGAGCGGAAGGUGAGCAUGCGGCUCCACCGAGGAGCCCCCGCAAACGUGUCAUCCUCUGACCUCACAGCCCGUCUUGACCAAUCCCGAAUUUCCACAUCGCAGGUCAGCAUGCCAUUUGAGCACCUGGGGAAGUGAAACCUUCAGCUCCACAUGCACUGGAUACUGACAGGGCUUCAAGAGAUCCUUUGUCCCAAUUUUGUUUCUUUUGUGAAUUUUUGCCAAUUGGACAGAUAAGUGGAUCUUGGAGGAAAGGACAGAGAAUCAUAAACCGAUGACAGUUGGUCAAGGACUGCAGGAAUUUCUCCCCUCCCCCCUAACUUUGAUGGGAUAAACCUGGCCUAUAAUACAAGGAUAAGAUAGUGAAUAACACCCUCCUCUCCAUUUACCUAUUUACCCCAUGGUAGCUUGGAUCAUACACCCCCUGCCAUACACCUUUGUCCCUACCCCACUUCUCUGGGUGGCUUGCAGAGGUAGAAGACUGAUUUGGGGGUCGAAAAAUCCAAGCAGGUGCUCCUUUGCCAAAUAUAGUUGCGGGCACAAACACGUUCCAAACCAAGGAAUAGGUCAACUCGAAAUUUGGGCUUGUGUGGAUUUAGCCAUUUCUGUUUACACUGCAAAGACCACACACACACACACACACACAAAUGUACCCAUGUAUGUUUUAACCAGUUCAUUUAUAGAAUAGUAAGGGGCUGUACUCCAUUGGUAUGAUUUACUGUGCAUAUUUUGUGAAUAGAUCAUAUUCAUUUGGUGGGGGUCCUGUUGAGGCUUGGGAAAUGUGUUUAUUAUUUGAUGUUUUAAUUCGAAAAGGAAAGGUACAGCUGAAGAGAAGGAAUGGUGAGAAAGAUGGAGAUAUGGGUGGGUGGUAGAUGAAGCCAUGAGAAAGGAAGAGCAAGUGUUUAUUAGCUGUAAUGGUGUAGAAAUAGUGUUGGGUUCUUUUCCCCUACUUUACCUCUUACUGAAUUCCUAAUUCUCUACUUUACCUCUUACUGAAUUCCUAAUUCUCUACUUUACCUCUUACUCAAUUCCUAAUUCUCUACUUUAACCCUCUUUGGAACUGAUGUUGCCCAAAAGCCAACACCUCACACAAUGAUUGAGGUGAACAUGCAUUUUCUACCCUUCUCCCGCUCUCAUUUAUUCACCACCUCAUCCACACUUGGGUUUUUUUAUCCUCCCUCUUUGCCCACUUUGGUCUCCUUUUUGAUUUGUGUUCUUUGGUCAUAAUAUUUGGAAGGUUGGUAAGGUCAAAGUAACCACGCUUAUUUUAAGACUGCAACACUCUUAAGACAUGGGAGAAUCACAAGCUUAUUGUAUUUGACCAGAGACUGUGAUGAACAAGUUGGCAAAUGAUGAUGGCUAUGAUUUUCAUGAUUGUUCUUAACGUCAACUUUUACAUUUUAUUUUAAUGCUUUUCUUUUUGUAGGUCUGAUGGGAAUGGAUGAGCUCUGUACUUGAUUGAAGGGGGGGUGCAUGAAGUGGAAUGGCUUCUUAAAUUGUUUUUUUACUUCACUGUAAAUAUAUUUUUUAUUUCUGUGUAAAGCCAAAAUGUGGUUGGUUGUUUUUAAGGUGUAAUGUAGAAAAGACAUACUAAAUGCAUAAAUUGCGGCUGGGGAUCAGAAUAUUUGAAAAUAUUAAGUACUAAAUUGGGAGGGAUUUUAGAAACUUUUACAUCGCCAACUGGUUUGUGUGUGUGUCGUCAAGUGUAGUUCUGGUGCAUGGACUCUCAGAAUUCCAUAGGUCCCCUGUUAAGAUCACAGGGCUGCUGGGGACAAACUGCAGGCUAUACAUUUCUCGUGCCUCAUUAUUUGAGAUUGUCCAUCUCACUGUUAUUUUUCUGAAACUCCAUUUUGUUUAUCUUGUGUAUGAGGAAACUCUUGAAGUAUUGCACUUUGUUUUUCCUCUUUUUGUCCCAUUUAUUUUAUUCCCAGCAGUUUGUUCAUAGCCUGUUGAAAAUUUCACACUACUCUCCCCAUCACUCCACUCAAAGCCUUUCCUGGAGGCUGUCCAUGUUCUCCACCAAGGACCUGAUAUAGGGCUGUCUACUUUUCCUUUAAAACAAAAAAAAAGCACUCUUGAAAAAGAGGAUGCUGACAGGGGUUGACGUCAUCGGCGCCUUCUAUUGCAAAAUAAGAGGUCCCUGGAUGUCAUUUACCAGCACCCUUGAUGUCAUUGAUGAUAACUGGGACUUGGAUGCAGUCACAGUGAUGUCACAGAUUCUGGUAAUGACCUGUGUUUGCGACGUGUCCCUUUGGCAAGCCAGUGUGACCCAGUGGCAAUGUAACUACGGGGAGGGAGAGUGCUUGUCAGGUUAUGGGGAGUAUACACUUUAUGUAUUAUGUACUGAUAUCUUGUACAGUUCUUUAACACACUUUAACUUUAUUUACAACAGUAUUUGUGUAUAUUUUAUGACCUAAUAAAAAAUAAAACUUCCACUUCA
This is a messenger RNA of Salvelinus fontinalis (brook trout), 4026 nucleotides long. Its product is annotated as casein kinase I. The transcript is spliced from 12 exons. The record is from RefSeq and is a predicted model, not a curated record. Lineage: Eukaryota; Metazoa; Chordata; Actinopteri; Salmoniformes; Salmonidae. Gene Ontology annotation, cellular component: cytoplasm; nucleus. Gene Ontology annotation, molecular function: ATP binding; protein serine/threonine kinase activity. Bases 477 to 1724 code for a protein of 415 amino acids. Gene Ontology annotation, biological process: endocytosis; signal transduction; peptidyl-serine phosphorylation.